CAGCAGCGUAACGUUACAAUGGCCCACGAAGAAGGCGAGACGUAAACAAGGAACAUUUCACCCGAACAAUCUGCGCACUUUAUUUCACUAAAAGUCCCGUUUGGGACUCGACUCAAGUUAUUUUUCACAUCUUUGUGCGUCUUUGCUGAUCCAAGAUGGCGGCAUGCGGAGGACAGAUGAGCAACAUGGAGUUAUUCCAGCAGGUGGCGCUGCUCAGUUGGUUGAGCUCCCAGAGCGAGGAGGACCGCGGCCUGCUGGCGGCGCUAACGCGCGUCCGCGUCGCCAAGGACCUUCUGGGUCGCCUCACGGGCCAGGACCUAGUGGAUGCGUACAAGAGGACCCACUCUGCUGUGGAAACACACACACCUCUGUGGAGCGUCAUGACAUUGGAGAGGAAGGCACAUGUUCCCGCCUACGACGUGUUGGCGGUCAGAAGCCUGUGGGAAGUCCGUGUGAAGAAACACUGCCAGCGCCAAAAGAAGGAGCAGGAGCGGAAGGAGAGGAGCGCCCUCACCAAGAUCGAGCAACAGUGGCAGUAUCGUAUCUACUGCAAGACACAUGAACGCAACCUGCUGAACAUCUACCUCAACACAUCUACCCCACACACACACGCUGCAGAGCGUCCGUGUGGUGAGGAUCCAGAAGUAAGGCAAUCUGAGGGGUGUGGUCCAGAUGUGAAUGAUGAUGAUGAUGAUGAUGACAAGAAGUUGGUGUUCCAGCUGAACGGGGAUCAGUGGAAGGACUUCCCGAGGGAACUGCAGUGGAUGACAUAUUUACGUGAGUGGCACGUGACCGGCACCAAGAUCCAGAAGCUCCCAGACUACCUGUCUUCCUUCACACUCCUCGCCGUGUUGGACAUGCCCAAAAACGCCCUCAAGGAGCUUCCGCCCGACAUCGGAAAGCUGUCAGGCCUGAGGGAGCUGAACGUCAGCUACAACCGCCUGUGUGGCGUCCCCCCCCAGCUGGGAGACUGCCAGAACCUGGAACGGCUGGAACUUUCCGGGAACUCCAACCUGUGCCAGCUUCCUUUUGAGUUGAGCGCGUUGAAGAAGUUGCGUCAUUUAGACGUGGCCCAAAACAACUUUGCUUCCAUUCCCGUCUGCGCGCUGAGGAUGAGCAACCUGCAGCUGCUGGACCUCAGCCACAACAGACUAAGCGACCUGCCGCAGGACAUGGACAGGCUGCAGCGGUUGCAGACGUUGUUGGUGCACCAGAACAAGCUGACGUAUCUUCCUCACUGCCUCACCAACAUCCCCACCCUCAACAUGAUCGUUGUCAGCGGAGAGGAGCUGGUUUGCAUUCCCACCCUCCUGUGUAGCAACCCCUGCAUCAAGUUCAUCCGACUGUAUGACAGUCCCGCCAGCGACAAGAAGGAAGAUGAUGAGGAGGAGAAACACGUGAGGAGGUGGUGGCGAGGACAGCAGGAGGAAGAGGACCUGAUGAAGGACAGCAGCGAGAAGGAGUUCAUUGAGGUCUACGUGGACACGCUCAAGGACAGAGAGGACGUCCCCUACGCCACCACCAAGGUGUCCAUUUCCUGUCUGCUGUGACGUCACCACCACAGCCUGGGUGCUAACUGCUUUCCCCUCAAGCGUGAACAUUUCACAUUGCCAGCCCCUGAACACACCACAGCUGUGUGCUAUGAGAUGCAAAAGUGAAGCACUACACAGCAACCCCGUCCUUUAUGGACGUUCAUUGCUUCCACAGUUGCCACCAAGUAGGACUCCUUAUGUACAAGUGGAAUAUUUUGGUCAUUAGCGCAUUGAAAAGCUGUUAAACACUUUCUAAAUAGACUUAACAUCAUUAGAGCCCUCUAGACAUGAAAUAACACCCCUGUAGUCACCUUCACGCUCCUAUCACUCGACACCUAGUGGUCAGUGUAGACUACUACACAUGACAUGUCAUGUACACGUCUUUCAAUGCCUGAUACACUAAGUCCCCAACUAACGAACACAAUUGGUUCCAGACGACCGUUCUUAAGUGGAAUUGUUCUCAAGUAUGGGAAAAGGUAAUAUUAGCAAUGAUAUAGGUACUACAUGUACGUGUAUACAUACACAGUAUAUGUGUAUUUAUGUAAAUAUGAGUUUGGAUGCAGUAGUAAUAUUAAACCAGGAUAAUGAAUGAAAAAAACAAUAAUAAAAGUGAUAUAAUAAUACGUAAUGAUAAAUGUUAUUUACCUUUGAAGAGGAGUGGUCCAGCAUAAGUCGUUGUGGAGGAGGAGUUAUUGAAAAAAAGGACAAAUGGUGGUGGUGGUUAGACUCUUCUAAAAGAGGUAGUGUCCUGUGGGUGGUGUAGAAUUAAGCAGGCCUAUUAACUCUUCAUAAACUUUAAUCACACGCUCUGUCCGGGUUGUAUCAUUUAUCUUUCCAUUUAGCUUUACACUGUAUCUCCCCAGCGUCUAACUCUUCCUCAGUUGGUCUCAUUAGCUCUCAGGCUGCAUUAGUAGUGUCACAGUGCCCUCUACUGGUCAAGCAUGUACAGUAGCAGUAGAAAUACUGAUUGAGCGACUGACUACACACAAAAUAAAAUAAAAUAUAGACCAGUCGGCUUGUGUUCGUAUCCGCGGGUGUUCGCAAGUUGGGGACCUAGUGUAUUUGGAUUUGGCUUCAUGUAGCCAUUUUUAUACUUGAAAAUGCUUCAUUUAGACGACAUGUGUUGAAUUUGCAUAUGUGUGGACUACUAAUAGGUGGUAUUGCAUGUGUUCAUGGCCACACGCUGGAAAAAGAAAGAAGUGGACGGCUAAUAAAGGCUUGGAUAUUUUAUUGUCCAGUGAUGGAAGCAGGAGGCACAUGAAGAAAAUAAAGUGCAGAUGACGUGACUGCAGUCUAAAAACACCGUGGAACAGGAAGUCACAUGAAGGAACAGGAAGUUGGCAUUGCCACGGUAACAUAGGUGGACUCUUGGAAUGUCCUUUGAUGAAUAUGACAUUAUAUAUAUAUAUAUAUAUAUAUAUAUAUAUAUAUAUAUAUAUAUAUAUAUAUACACACAUAUAUAUAUAUAUAUACACACAUAUAUAUAUAUAUAUAUAUAUAUAUAUACACACACAUA
Molecule: messenger RNA, 3048 nt
Organism: Dunckerocampus dactyliophorus (ringed pipefish)
Lineage: Eukaryota; Metazoa; Chordata; Actinopteri; Syngnathiformes; Syngnathidae
Gene: smim22
Product: leucine rich repeat containing 2
Exons: 11
Coding region: 156-1550 (464 amino acids)
Molecular function (GO): protein binding
Source: RefSeq, a predicted model, not a curated record